CAUAUAUAUAAUCUCGCUUAGAAACAGAAACCAACUAGAAGAAGAAGAUGAUGGAAAUGCUUCCUUCAGUACCAGGAUCUCCUUUGUUGAACACACAAGUACUUAGGAGGUACAAAUCGCCAUGCACUUUUGUGGUUCCUAACUACUCUCUUAGAUUCACUCGGAUAUGCUGCAAGAAGCUAUCAGAAAAUGGCAUUGAUGAGAAGCACAAACUCUCCACCAGCAAUACCACUGCCUCUAAAUCCAAGGACAGAAUGGAAGAUUACAAUAUUGCUAUGAAGAGAAUGAUGAGAAAUCCUUAUGAGUAUCACCACGAUCUGGGUAUGAAUUACACACUUAUAACUGACAAUCUCAUUGUGGGAUCCCAACCACAGAAACCUGAAGACAUCGAUCACCUCAAGAAGGAAGAGGGUGUGACAUACAUUCUGAACUUGCAGCAGGAUAAGGAUGUAGAAUAUUGGGGAAUAGACUUGAAUUCGAUAACAAGGAGGUGUCAUGAACUCGAUGUUCGACAUAUGAGGAGGCCGGCAAUAGACUUUGAUCCAAACUCCUUGCGAAAUGUUCUACCUAAAGCAGUCUCAUCAUUGGAAUGGGCAAUCUCAGAGGGAAAAGGAAAAGUUUAUGUGCAUUGUACUGCUGGACUUGGGAGAGCACCAGGGGUGGCAAUAGCUUAUUUGUUCUGGUUCUAUGACAUGAAUCUAAAUACCGCAUAUGAGUUGUUAACUUCAAAGAGACCAUGUGGACCUAAUAAAAGAGCAAUACGAGGAGCUACCUAUGAUUUGGCCAAGAAUGAUCCAUGGAAGGAGCCAUUUGAGUCUCUUCCAGAUCAUGCAUUUGAAGAUAUAGCAGAGUGGGAGAGGAAAUUGAUUCAAGAUCGCGUUCGCUCCGUUCGUGGAACUUGAAAACUUACUUAAGUGUUCCUGUUAUGAAAAUUGGUUCCAUGUGUUUGCAUUCUGGAUCAAAACAUCACCUAUUGGAUUCAUGUGCCAACUUUUAUCAACUCAUGUAAAAAACAUAUGAUGUAACGAUGCAAUGCUAUAUUUGUGAUAGCUCAGUGUAUAUGAUACAGCCUGGUGUAGUAUAUCUAGGUUAUAGCUUGUGCAUACUAAAACUAGCUGCAUUCUGCUAUUAAGUUAAUAACAAGUAGUUCAGGUCAGUUAUGAUAGAAGUUAGCACUUACUCUAGCUAGCUAGUUUCAGCGUAUAGACUAAGACAAGAUGAAUAAAGAUUUCAGAUUCGCUCA
Arachis duranensis is the source of this 1243-nucleotide messenger RNA. RefSeq names its product phosphoglucan phosphatase LSF2, chloroplastic. Gene Ontology annotation, biological process: starch catabolic process; protein dephosphorylation. Bases 48 to 902 code for a protein of 284 amino acids. NCBI's taxonomy places the organism in Eukaryota, Viridiplantae, Streptophyta, Magnoliopsida, Fabales, Fabaceae. The record is from RefSeq and is a predicted model, not a curated record. Gene Ontology annotation, molecular function: starch binding; protein tyrosine/serine/threonine phosphatase activity; carbohydrate phosphatase activity. The transcript is spliced from 4 exons. Gene Ontology annotation, cellular component: chloroplast.